Molecule: messenger RNA, 3373 nt
Organism: Manihot esculenta (cassava)
Lineage: Eukaryota; Viridiplantae; Streptophyta; Magnoliopsida; Malpighiales; Euphorbiaceae
Product: beta-arabinofuranosyltransferase RAY1
Exons: 6
Coding region: 217-2259 (680 amino acids)
Molecular function (GO): glycosyltransferase activity
Source: RefSeq, a predicted model, not a curated record
GACGCAAUAGCCUCACUUCACAUGCCCCAUGACCUUCCUCCGUCUCGGUGCUGCUGAACUGCCACUUCUAGUGGCGGCCUUGUGAAUUAGUUUUUCUUCCAUUUUCUUUUCUGUUAAAGUUUCACUAUUUUCUCUCUCUCUCACGCAUAAAACCACCUUCUCCAUUUCCGUUUUUAACUACAAACUCCAUAUUUAUUCUUUCUCAACUACUCAUCAAUGAAGGUGAUUCGAGUUGGGCUCUGGUCGGUUUGGCUUUAUGGGUUUGUGCUUAUUUGUUUUUCCUUGUAUACUACUCAGAGGCUACCUCCAUUUAAGGAUGAAAUCCAGAGAACAUCCAAUUUCAAUCACAACGGUUUCAGCCAUGUGAGAAAUCCCAGAAUUACAAUCUUCUCAGCUCCUGUCCCCUUUGCUGGUUCAGCUAGGGCUAGACAGAGUCUUGCUAUUCGGUCUUGGCUUGCUUUGUCUUCUCAAAUUACGGUGAUUCUUUUCACCCAAAACCCUUCUGCUGUUUCUUUCGCCUCUGCCUUUGAUUCUCGAGUUCUGAUCGAUCACAGUGUUGAUUUCACGUUUCUCGGUACCCCAUUCUUUCAUUCCAUGAUGGAAAGAUCGCUAGCAUUCUCAACAGACAUAUCCGUUUUUAUCAACCCGGAAACUAUUCUUUUGCCUGAUUUUGUUUGCACCUUGAAUUAUGCUUAUAAACUUGAUCGUGAUUGGCUUCUCGUGGCUUCAUCGCAAAAUGUUUCUUACUUCCCGUUCCACUUGGAUGAUUCUGGGAAACACUGGCUGAGAAAGGAUGGCAAAUGGAUUAAACCCCAGGAGUUGCAGGAGAUGCUUACUCAGAAAUGGCUGGGGAAUCAUUGUGAUGAUAGAAUGCUUAUGGCAUGGAACAGCAAGAACGUACCUUUACAUAAUGGAGUGCUUCCUCCUUUCUUGUACGGCAAGGGGAUUCACAAUCAUUGGGUCAUAAAUGAGGCCGUGUUAUCUGAUUUCAGGUUUGUAUUUGAUGCAAGUUCAACAAUCUCAAGUUUCUAUUUGAAUGAUGAAGAACAUAAGUCAGAGAAAACCUCAAGUUUUUCAGAUGCUAAAAAUAGAAGCUGGGAGAAUGUUGGCAAUUCCCAUCUGGGUGCUACUUAUGGGUUAUUGUCUUUCCAUGAAAUUAAUUAUUCUAGCAUAGUAAAACUAGUCAAGUGUGAUGGGCACUAUCUAUUUGUUGACUUAACAGAAGACAUCACUUACCCAUUUAUGGAUCAGGGACUGAACCUAUGGAAUAGAAGAAUUUUGCAUUCUAGAAGAAAGAAGAAAACUGUGGCUUGUGUUAACCAUAUCAAAUCACAAGAAAGAGUGUUAAACUGCUCUCUUAGAGAUCAGUUAAAGGAGUUAGCACCAUUAGAAUUUCCAUUUUCCUUAGAAUCACUCCUUUCAGGAACUGCAGAUGAGAACAAAACAGUUGUGCUUGCUGUUGCUGGAUAUAGUUACAAGGACAUGCUAAUGAGUUGGGUGUGCAGAUUGCGCCACCUCCAGGUCACAAACUUCUUGAUUUGUGCUCUUGACCAUGAAACAUACGAGUUCUCUGUCUUACAGGGCCUGCCUGUUUUCCAUGAUCCAUCAGCCCCAAGUAACAUUAGCUUUGAUGAUUGCCACUUUGGAACCAAAUGCUUUCAGAGGGUAACCAAAAUGAAGUCCAGAAUGGUCCUGAAGAUAUUGAAGCUCGGUUACAAUGUACUUCUGAGUGAUGUAGAUGUGUAUUGGUUUACAAAUCCAUUGCCAGUUCUUCGUUCUUUUGGUCCUGCUGUUCUUGUGGCGCAGUCUGAUGAAUACAAUAAAGCAGGUCCAGUGAACUUGCCUAGGCGUUUGAACUCUGGCUUUUACUUUGCUCAUUCUGAUGGUUCUACAAUUGCUGCAUUGGAGAAGGUGGUGAAGCAUGCUACAAUAUCUGGCCUUUCAGAGCAGCCAAGUUUCUAUGACACAUUAUGUGGGGAAGGAGGUUCCAAUCGUAUUGGUGAUGAUAGAUGUGUGGAACCUGAAACAAAUUUGACUGUUCAUUUCUUGGAUAGAAACCUCUUUCCUAAUGGUGCAUACUUAGACCUAUGGCAGAAGAAAAAUGUGAAAAAUGCCUGUGCAAAGAAGGGCUGUCUCAUUCUUCAUAACAAUUGGAUAAGUGGAAGGUUGAAGAAGCUGGAACGUCAAGUUUUGUCAGGUUUAUGGGAGUAUGAUAGUAGUAAAAGAUUGUGCUGCAGAGGUUGCAUGGUGCUGAGUUAACUGGGAUCUUUGAGACUUCUUCAGUGAACUUCUGUUAAUAUUUUAUCGUCUUCUGUCCAUUCAUAACUUUGAUUUUCUCGUGGACGAGAAGAAAAGGAUUUAUUCCUUUCCUCUAUGUUAUGAGUGUCCUAAGCCUCGAUUUCAUCUUGGUUUAAGUGGAAGAAUACUAAUUUAGAAAGAGCCCACCAUGAAAAACAAAAAUAUAUCCACCUUGGAAAAAAAAAAUAAUACUGAAAUACGUCUAGCCGGCUGCCGGCACAAUGCUCCCCUCGUAUGCCCUGCUGUUGAUGAAUAUUAUGAAUGUUUGGACCUGACAGCUUUUGAUUUCUGGCCAUGCUGAAGGCCUUUGUUCAUUUUUUAGGACGAAUCCAAGGCUCUCAUAAAGAGUCUGGAAAAGAAAUUGGAAAAUCUCCUUUAUCACUGGAUAUGUGCUCGCAGUCAAAGGAUAUUUCUGUCAGGAUAGUUCAUGCCGGCGGGCGAGAGGAGUUAUAUCAACAUGCAGUUCCAGCAUCUCACUUGAUGGAAAAAUAUCCUGGGAUGUGUGUUGCCCGGCCAGAAGUUUUCAGAAAUCCACAAGAGUCCCUGUUAUGGCCAGAUGAGAAUUUGUUACCUGGUCACAAAUAUCUUUUAAUCCCAUCUACUACUGCUCAGAAAUUGAAACGCAAACAAAUGGAGAAGACAAAAGUCGCAGACUACGCUGGAAGUAAAAAUGAGAUGUCAGAUGUAAAUAUCACUUGGGAGGCAGGUAAAGACAUUACAGAGGAAUCUGUUUCUUCUGCAAAAGAAUUUUAUACCUCCAAGGGCAGGUGGUCAAGAGACUCGAAAUCUUCAGCAAAGAGGAGUUUUAGAGCAAGGAAGCCUUUUGUACCCCCUCACCCAAAGCCAAGGAUUUUGCGGGGACCAGGGUGGGAACCAAGCCUUACAUCUGUACAAGAACUCUCUCCAUGACUAUUUUAUCUACCUCAUGGCUUGUAUCAUUGUGGUAUGUGGUCCUUCUAGACAUUUAUUUUUCAUCUUUUUGUUCUGAUCAGUUCCUAAAUAUUCAAUUUUCUAUAGUGUUCUUUGUUUGCACAAAACAAAAGGAUAGAAAGGAAUAGAAUGUGUGUUUAUUCAA